AGUGUUAUUUUGGCUCGAGCCACUGUUGGCCGCGGCAUGUAGCGGUCUCCCUUGCAGGUGGCAUUUCAUGUAGGGCACUUCCACUCAGCAGCAGCAAGCAGGAUGAGGCGCCCUGUCGUUGCGAUCUUGGUCUUCUUGAGGCCCAUAGUGGCCAUCACGGUGCCACGGUCCCUCUUCCAGUAUCCUCACCCGUGGUUUUCCCAAUCUUCCUCUUCCAGUACCGCUACGCAGCGGAAGGAUCUUCACAGCGUGGUGCCGCAGGCAAUCCACAAGUUUGAGGAAUAUGGCCGCGACGUCCUGCAGCCCCAGGGGUGGGACCCUGCCAAGCCGCAAGGCAAGCAGCAGGCUCCCCAGGCCAAGCCCGAGGUGAAGACGCAGGUGCAGCCACGUGUCAAGCCGCGGAUCGAGCCGCCGGCGUACUGAGCCUGGCGCGAUCCCCAGGAAGAGCACGAGGCGCAUAAUGAAACUCUCGGAGGUCCGCGCGGAUUUCUCAGCUCGGCGGUGUAUCCCCCCCUCCUCGGCGCGCGGAGCGCGCCCGGGGCGGCGAUCCAAGAAAUCCGCGCCGACCUCCGAACCCUUCCGAAAGGCACGCCCCACCUCAUCCUUCCUGGCGCGCACCCGAUGUUUGGUGCGUGUGCGUACCAGAUUACCACAACGAUCAUCGUGCAUUUGCUCUUACAUACCAUCGUGCGCUGGCCGCACGGCCGUUUAGUUUCCUGGGCGAGGCGGGUGCGAGGUUCAUGUUGCAGUGGCCCUCGUAUUGGGAGUUCAGCGUAAGAGUGACGUUGGCUAUCUCGCACGCGAUGACCGCCUCGCCCCGUUGUUUGCAUCGUGAAUGGCGACGGCGACGGCGGCAUGCCAACGUCAAGAGAGACAUCGCUCGUUGACGUUGAGCUCGUUUUCCUCCUACGCAGGGGGUGCAAACGGGCCUCCCGGUAUCGUGGGAAGUCAACUCACCUCCUCACCGCUCUUGGCUGGGUCGUUGUCCUGGGCCCAGGAACUGUGCCCACGCGUCCCUGGCCAAGCCAGAAGGUCC
Messenger RNA from Prorocentrum cordatum, 1036 nucleotides. The record is from the annotation of a GenBank genome assembly. NCBI's taxonomy places the organism in Eukaryota, Dinophyceae, Prorocentrales, Prorocentraceae.